Ipomoea triloba (trilobed morning glory) is the source of this 2405-nucleotide messenger RNA. RefSeq names its product two-component response regulator ORR24-like. The record is from RefSeq and is a predicted model, not a curated record. Bases 169 to 2145 code for a protein of 658 amino acids. Gene Ontology annotation, molecular function: DNA-binding transcription factor activity; DNA binding. NCBI's taxonomy places the organism in Eukaryota, Viridiplantae, Streptophyta, Magnoliopsida, Solanales, Convolvulaceae. Gene Ontology annotation, biological process: phosphorelay signal transduction system; cytokinin-activated signaling pathway. The transcript has 6 exons.
UGUUUCAAUUCAUGAAUUCAUUCACAACGUUAUUGAUUUACUGGCUUUCUUGAAUUCUUGAUACCUGAAAAUUAAAGUUCUGGAGAAAGUAGCCUUUUUUACGGAAAAGAUUCAAACUUGGGCGCUGUGAUUCCCUGUUUUUGGGAAUCUGGGUUAGUGGUUCCAGAAAUGACUGUUGAUGAAAGUAGAAGAAGGGUUGAAAAGGAAAAUAAUUCUGACAAUUUCCCAGUGGGUAUGCGUGUUCUUGCUGUUGAUGAUGACCCAAUUUGCUUGAAGUUAUUGGAAUGUCUGCUUCGGAAAUGCCAGUACCAUGUAACUGUAACAAAUCAAGCAAGUGUGGCACUGAAGAUGUUGAGAGAAAACAAGGACAGAUUUGAUCUGGUGAUCAGUGAUGUCUAUAUGCCUGAUAUGGAUGGUUUUAAACUGCUAGAGCUUGUUGGUCUUGAGAUGGACCUUCCUGUAAUCAUGUUGUCGGCAAACAGUGAUACUGGCCUUGUAAUGAAGGGAGUUACUCAUGGUGCUUGCGACUACUUGGUGAAACCUGUGAGGAUCGAGGAGCUGCGCAACAUUUGGCAACAUGUAAUCAGGAGAAAGACGUUCGAUUCCAAACACCAUAGCAAGUCCGGUGAUCAGGACAAUGAAGAAGAAGGUAGACAGGGGGACCAAUUAUCAGGUACUGCAGAGCAGAACGAAAAACUGAAUAAGAGAAGAAAGGAUGAGGAAGACGGGAGUGAGAAUGAAGACCCGGCAACGCAGAAAAAGCCCCGUGUUGUUUGGUCUGCAGAACUUCACAGGAAGUUUGUUGCUGCUGUUAACCAUUUGGGCAUCGAAAAAGCUGUUCCUAAAAGGAUUCUUGAUAUGAUGAACGUUGAAGGGCUUAGUCGAGAAAACGUGGCAAGCCAUCUCCAGAAGUAUAGGCUUUACUUGAAAAGGAUCAGUUUGGUUUCAACCCCACAGGCGAACAUGGCAAUGCCAUAUAUGCCAAUGGGUUCACUAGGUGGGUUUGGAGAUUUGCAAACAUUGGCUGGACCUGGACAACUUAACCGUGCUACAUUAUCACCAUAUGUCCCAGGCAGCCUGCUCGGUAGGCUAAAUAGCUCUGCUGGUGUAAGCCUUCAAAACCGUAACUUAUUGGGUUUGCUCCAACCAAGCCAUGCCCAAUCUUCUGGUAACUCCCUUGAUCUGCUCGGGAAGUUGAACUCAAAUGCUCCGCCCACAAGCCAGAAUCCGAGUUUGUUUCUAGGAACUCAAAUGCAACACGGUAAAUUCACCAAAAUCGAACAGGUGCUCAAUCCGAUGGACAACUCGAAGCUUCUCACAGCUGCUACUACAUUCACUGGUUCGGGAUCUGCUUUUGGUAACCCAAUCAAUGCUACGAUCCUUCAAGGGAACUCCCAGCAAGGACAAACUGGGGAAGGGUUUGGAAAUCCACAUUCACUCAAUAUGACUUCUUUAAGGUCUGAGCCUUUGAACACUGGUGUUAGCAGUGCUUCGAACUUUCUUGGCCAUGGAGGACCGAAUGGGAAUUUGGGGAAUUCUAUUUUGGCAUCAAAUGUUCAGCCGAAUUGUUAUCCGUUGAUGGAAACCUUUACUCAUAGCCAGUUGGAUCAGAAUCAUGUAAGAGGGAAUUAUUCGCCCGCUGGCCCUCCUUUGCAGAGCAGCCCUCUUGGUUAUAAUUCUACUUUCUCAACCUCUAUACCUUAUGAAAACUCGAGGGGACAAACACAAUACCAAGAAGGCUUCAUCGGUGAUGCUAUUCAGAGUGUGAAUCAGGCACCUACCCAAUUUUGGGGAGAUCAUAACUCAAACUCAAAUAAUGUUUUCAGCAACUCGAGCUCUCAGAUUCUUGGUAAUGGAUUAAUGCCUCCCUUAAGCCAGAUUGCUGACCAAAAUAAUGAUAUCUUCAAUAUGAAAACGGAUACACCUUUGAUUGGUCAAGAAAAUGGAGGCUCUGUGGUUCUCUUUCCGCACAAUGAGAACGCAAAUUUCAAUCAAGACUCAAGGAUGGGAUCCAAUGGAGACUACAUGUUGAACUCCACAAAACCACAGGGUGCUUAUUCUUCUCUGGAUGAUUUAAUGAAUGGAGUAAUCAAGGGGGAACAAAAUGGGCAAUUCGGAUUUGAUGAUUACUUAUUUGGGUCAUGAACAUGAACAAAAUGGGCAAUUCUUGCAGAGGCAAUCCAACGCAAGAGGAGUAAUGAUCCGAGAAGCUGCAACGAUUGGAUAAGUCUCAUUUUAUCACAAUUAGAUAAGUUUAGGUAGCUGGAAACUAUCAGAUAGUUGUUUAGCCAAUUGAUCAUUCUUAGUCUUUGAAUAGUACUGCCAUAUUAUAAAAGGGACAAGCAUAGUUUCAAUCCCAAACUCAAGGAAUUUCCUUCUUAUCCAAAUGCACUCUUUGAUUUCUC